UUUCAUUCUCCCCCUCUUCUGUCGUUUGAUCUCUCUCUCUCUCUCUCUCUCUCUCUCUCUCUCUCUACGUGUGUCUCUGGUCGCUCGUCUGCUCCAAUUCAGUCUGUGCGGUUUGGUUGAUCUCUGGGCAGGUUUAGUUUGGCACGGGUUGUAGACCGUGUGAUCUCCACUUAACUGACUGAGAUGCUCGGAAGAUGUCGAGUAGGAGAUUGUUUAACUCGUUGCCUACCACAGUGAGAGCAGCAAGACAGAAAUGCGAGCCCUGCUUCUCCUUAGGCAAGGAAUUGGGCUCGUUCGGGGAUUGCAUCAAGCACGUGCUGCGACGUCAAUUGUCAGUCGGGUUCAUGUUACUUUUCUCUGUACCUGGACAUCACCUGUGCUUUCCGAGGAAAGUUUAGAAACAAAGGAACAAGCCAAGUGCUUAUCAUAUAGAAUAGAGAAUCUUCCGAGAGGAGAACCCAUUGGUUCUGCAUGUCAGAGUUGGAUGGCCGACGGAUUUCCCAUCCAUAGAGGAGAUGUCUAUCAUGCUAUAAAUCGGCUGAGGAAGCAAAAGCUGAAUAAACGGGCUCUAGAGAUGAUGGAAUGGGUUAUUCGUGAGAGGCCAUACAGGCCCAGGGAGCUUGAGUACUCUUAUCUGUUGGAGUUCACGACAAGACUUCACGGGAUUCCCCAAGGUGAGAGGCUCUUCUCGCGGAUCCCUUCGGAGUUUCAGAAAGAAUUGCUUUACAACAAUUUCGUGAUAGUUUGCCUAGAGAAGGGCGUAAUAAGGCUUCCUUUAGUCUACAUGAGGAAAAUGAGGGAGCUAGGCUACCCUAUCUCGUAUCUGGUUUUUAACCGCCUUAUUAUUCUCCAUUCCUCCUCCAGUCGUAGAAAAUUCAUCCCAAAGAUCCUCACUCAGAUGAAGGCCGAUAAGGUGUCCCCACACGUUUCCACCUAUAAUAUCCUCAUGAAAAUAGAGGCCAAUGAACAUAACAUUGAGAGUCUAGUCAAAGUUUAUGGCGAAAUGGAUCGAAUGAAAGUCGAGCCAAAUGAGGUUUCUUAUUGCAUAUUAGCAACUGCUCAUGCUGUUGCAAGGCUGUAUACUGCCGCCGAGGCUUAUGUCGAGGGUAUAGAAAAGUCUAUCACUGGGAAUAAUUGGUCCACGCUUGAUGUCCUCCUUAUAUUGUAUGGGUCACUCGGAAAGGAAAGACAGUUGGAACGAAUUUGGAGCACCGUGAAAGAGUUGCCCAAUGUUCGGUCCAAGAGUUAUAUGUUGGCAAUAGAAGCAUUUGGGAGGAUUGGGCUAGUUUCUCGUGCUGAAGAGCUGUGGUUCGAGAUCAGUUCAGCAGAAGGCCAGAAAUUAACGGAGCAAUUCAACUCGGUAAUUUCAGUUUACUGCAGGCACGGGCUCAUCAACAAGGCAUCGGCUCUUUUCCGACAAAUGGCGGACAAUGGGUGCAAGCCCAAUUCAAUAACUUACAGGCAUCUCGCUUUGGGCUGCUUGAAAGCAGGUUUAGUAGACGAAGCCCUGAAGACUCUUGAUAGAGGGUCUCAACUGAGGACAAGCACAAGAAUCCAGAGAUCAACGCCGUGGUUAGAGACCACAUUUUCAAUGAUAGAGAUUUUUGCAGAGAAGGGGGAUGUCGAUAAUGCGGAGAAGUUAUUCAAGGAGCUUGCUCUAGCAAAGUAUACGAGAUAUACGUUUGUGUACAAUACAUUGAUUAAGGCAUAUGUGAAGGCAAAGGUUUAUGAUCCGAAUCUCUUGAGAAGAAUGAUCUUAGGAGGGGCAAGGCCUGAUGCUGAGACAUAUAGCUUAAUGAAACUCUCAGAGCAGUUUCGGAGAUAGCAUUGUUCUGUACUGAUUUUGUGUCAAUGUAUUUUUGUAUCUUCAUAAUGUAGAAGCUAUCGGUUGUACAUUAUAAGUUGUUUCCAGAAUGAAAUUCCAGGCAAAUUUUGAAUCAUGGUUUGGGAGUUGGAUGAUG
This is a messenger RNA of Punica granatum (pomegranate), 1961 nucleotides long. The record is from RefSeq and is a predicted model, not a curated record. Lineage: Eukaryota; Viridiplantae; Streptophyta; Magnoliopsida; Myrtales; Lythraceae.